Messenger RNA from Cimex lectularius (bed bug), 1142 nucleotides. Its product is annotated as venom allergen 3-like. Gene Ontology annotation, cellular component: extracellular region. The record is from RefSeq and is a predicted model, not a curated record. The coding region runs from base 78 to 785 and encodes 235 amino acids. The transcript is spliced from 8 exons. Lineage: Eukaryota; Metazoa; Arthropoda; Insecta; Hemiptera; Cimicidae.
CUAUAUAAAAUCAUAGGAAUCUUGCCAUUCUGUUCAUAAUAACAUAGUAAACCAACUGAAAGAACAGGUUGUUCAACAUGGCAAAAUGGCUAAUUUCAUACGUCGCCAUUCUUUCUCUAAUUGGGCUAAGCAUGGCCGAUUGCGAGGGCAAGACAGUAAUAAGAAAAGGAAAUCUGACUUGUACGGAUAAAAGGAAGAUUGUGAACGUCCACAACAAACUAAGGUCGAAGGUUGCUGCUGGGAAACAAUCAGGCCAGCCAUCAGCAAUUUACAUGUUGGAAAUGAGUUGGGACGAAGAGUUAGAGAAUGGUGCGCAGAAGUGGGCAGAGAAUUGCACAUUCGAUCACAACACUUAUGAACAAAGGAAAGUCGAAAGAUUCAACGUCGGGCAAAAUAUGGCUAUUAGUUGGAGCUCUCCAAAUGAGACCAAUUCCAAGGACAAGCCUGAAUUCCCAAAACAAAUAAAAAGUUGGUACGACGAAGUCUCGUUGUACCAGGGAUAUUUCACCUUCGAGGUCGGACACUACACGCAGGUUGUCUGGGCUGACACGUACCUGGUCGGCUGCGGUUAUAUCUACUAUAAAGAGGGCGAUAAAUACACUAAACUGUACGUUUGCAAUUACGGCCCUGCAGGAAACAUAGGGGAAAAGCGGCCUUACGAGAGUGGAACAAAAAAUUGUACCCACGUCAACUUGACGAGUGGCGCUAAAAGUAAAUUCCAAGAAUUGUGCAGACCCAAAAAUUUUACGGAAUUAAGAUGUAAACAACAAAAACGUCGAAGCUAGCAAGAAGAGCAAUUCGCGCUAAACUUACCUUCAUGAAUUGGAUUUAUGUUAAAUUUCUUUGGGUAUCUUCAGCAGUAAUGUAACAGCAUUAACAGAUUAUCAUCAUUUAUUUAUAAAUUUAUUUCGAGAGCAAAUACAUUGAUUCAACCAAAAGAAGAAGAUUUACGUUUUCGAUGGAAAUAUCAAACGAUUAAAUAAUUGUAUAUUAUUAUUAAUAAUAGUAAUAAUAAUAGUAGCUUUCUCAAAUUUAUUGGAAUUUAUAAUGAGAUUUAGGCCUUUUCUCAAAUUUUUAUAACAUUGAUACCAUUGAAUGUUUGCCCGCUAAUGUUUGAAUGAGAGUUGUGGUAAUAAACUGAA